Messenger RNA from Toxotes jaculatrix (banded archerfish), 7833 nucleotides. RefSeq names its product leucine-rich repeats and calponin homology (CH) domain containing 2 (gene lrch2). Gene Ontology annotation, molecular function: protein binding. The transcript is spliced from 21 exons. Lineage: Eukaryota; Metazoa; Chordata; Actinopteri; Toxotidae. The record is from RefSeq and is a predicted model, not a curated record. Bases 1 to 2295 code for a protein of 764 amino acids.
AUGGGCGGAGAAACUGCCGCUGUGCGCUGUUAUUAUUGUAAGAGUAAUUUCUUUUUUACGAAAAUGGCGUCUAGUCAGGGAGGUGUGGGAGCUGUCACGGCUCUACAAAGCCAUCACUACUCUAGCGGACCUCACUGGAGCCCGGGCGUCAACCAGUUUCAGCACCAGCAGCAGCAGCACCACACGGCCCGCAGCCUGGACCGGGCUCUGGAUGAUGCCGUGUGCUCGGGGAUUCUGAACCUGAGCGGCAGGAAGCUGAGAGAGUACCCGGGGAUGAGCUACGAUCUGACCGAUACAACACAAGCAGAUUUGUCCAAGAAUCGCCUCACAGAAAUCCCUCCAGAAGUGUGUCUUUUUGCCCCCCUUGAAUCGCUCAAUCUCUACCACAACUGCAUCAAGUGCAUCCCAGAAGCUAUCAUCAACCUGCAGAUGCUGACGUAUCUUGACAUCAGUCGAAAUCUACUGUCAGUUUUGCCAAAAUACCUGUUCAACCUCCCACUCAAAGUUCUACUUGUGAGCAACAACAAGCUCGUGUCCAUCCCCGAGGAGAUCGGCAAGGCCAAAGAGUUGAUGGAACUGGAUGUGAGCUGUAAUGAGAUCCAGGUGCUGCCAGCUCAGGUGGGGAGGCUUCAAGGUUUACGAGAACUCAACAUCAGGAAGAACUGUCUUCACAUGCUGCCUGAGGAGUUGGCUGACCUGCCUCUCAUCCGACUUGACUUCUCCUGCAAUAAGAUCACAGAGAUUCCUCCAGCCUACAGGAAACUCAGGCAGCUGCAGCACAUCAUCCUAGACAACAAUCCUAUGCAGUCUCCACCCGCUCAGAUUUGUCUCAAGGGCAAAGUGCACAUAUUCAAGUACCUGAACAUCCAGGCGUGUAGGAUGGACAAGAAACCAGACACCCUGGACCUCCCCUCCCUCGGCAAACGUUGCCUUCCACAGCCACUUACAGAUAGCAUGGAAGAUUUUUAUCCCAGUAAGAACCACGGGCCUGACUCUGGAAUUGGUAGUGACAAUGGUGACAAGAGGCUGUCUACAACAGAGCCCUCUGAUGAUGACACCGUCAGCCUGCACUCUCAGGUCUCAGAGACAGCCCGUGCUGAUGCUCUCUCACUCCUCUCCAAAAUGGACUCUUGCAAAGAUCAGGAUCUCUAUGACUUUAUAGAGCCCAACCCCGAUGAGGAUCCUGCUCUGUCAGAGUGUGAUGGGCAGCAGAGCAGUCAUGUGUCUUGUAUAAAGGAACUGGAGAAAGUUCUUAACAUGUCUCACCAAAGCAAAGAUAAAGACAGCUGGAAAGAGGAGUCAGGCUCUGACAAGGAGCAGCUAGUUGAGGAAGAGGAUGAUGAGCUGAAGGAAGUGCUGGACCUGAGGAAAAUUGCUGUUCAGCUUUUGCAGCAGGAGCAGCAGAAUAGACGACGAUCCUUAAUUUGCAGAGCAGAGAGUCUUAUUCACCGACGGAGAGUGACUGGCCGGGCACACAGGUUCCUGAGUCACUCUGGAAGCUCCAGCAGCAAACCAAGACCUCCUCCUCAGACCGCUCGAAGUGCAUCUUUGGAUGAAGGAAGUAGUGGAGCGUCAGUGCUAAGUGGACAGCCUUCUUCUUCCUGCUCCUUUGAUGGCAGCCUGAAGACCAAUCAGUCAGAUUCAGAGCCAAAAUGGCCCGAAGUCCCGCCUGUUCUCAAUCAGAAUGAAGAGCGCAGGAGAAACAAGUACCUGAGAAAAGAUUAUCUAAAGUACAAGUGUCAGAGUUCACGGAAAAACUCCAGUGGCAAUGAUGACUGCGAGGAGGGCUUGCGUAACACUGAUUUCAGCACCACUUUGACAGUGUUUGGACUGAAGCCCAGAUCAGCCUUCACCAGAGGAAGCCGUCAGGAGUACAGCUCAACAGACCCCAGUUUCACCAUGAGGAGGAAGAUGGAGCACUUGAGAGAGGAAAUGGAACAGAUAGGACUCUUACGGCAGAAUAUUGAGUCCAGGCUGAAGGUGUUGCUCCCAGAUGACGUUGGAGCUGCUCUGAUGGAUGGGGUUGUCCUUUGCCAUUUAGCCAAUCACAUUUGUCCUCGGUCUGUAGCCAGCAUCCAUGUACCGUCGCCUGCAGUGCCAAAGCUUAGCAUGGCUAAAUGCCGUAGGAAUGUGGAGAACUUCUUGGAUGCCUGUAAGAAGAUGGGUGUUCCACAGGACAAGCUCUGUCUGCCUCAUCACAUCCUAGAGGAGCGCGGCCUGGUGAAGGUGGGUGUGACUGUCCAGGCUCUGCUGGAUCUGCCCACAUUGAAGCCCACACAACUGUCAGCUGUUUGACACAAGCCCGAAUGUUGCAUCCAACCUGCAGUCAUCCAGCCAACCCCUGUCCCCAGCCAAAACCCACACCCUUUCGCCAGGGACCAGAGAGCCCCGCGGGGUGAGGACCCAGUGGGCGGUGGGUUUUUGGGAGUCUGCUUCCGUCUGACUGAAACAGGAGACAGGAGGCUGAAAUACCUCUGUCUUCUCAUAUGAUGUCAGCUGCCACCCACUUCCUGUCCAUCACCUUUUCAUUUGUAUCCUGUUCUAGUUACUGGGAGAAUCCUGUAUGUGUGUGGACUUUGCUCAAGGAGAGACAGACAAGAAAAAGGGUCUGUAGAAAGACCUGUACAUCCCUCUUAACACGCUCAGUGAUCAUUGAGCCUGCAAGUGCCAGUCCUGACGACAUUUCCAUGCAGGUGCUGGACACAUCGGCAGUGAGGAGAUGACAGUCAUGUGACUCACUUGAAGAGGCCCAAGCUGCACGCUGGCCUCUUAACCCCAAACCACUGACUGACCUCAAGUGGUUCUUACACUCUUGAGUUUCUUUUCUUUUUUGGUGUAAUUUUUGAAUUGAUCAGCUUUCUGUUUGUUACACGGUUUGCAUCAGACUGUACCAUUUUUCUUUUCUCCAGCAGCCAAGCCUGAUUCAUAAAUUGUGUUGAUUUAUUUGCCAGGUACUGCACUGGAGCAAUUACAUCUCCUCUGCUUUUUGAUGGAGGAUCGCCUAGUUCUAGAUGUGGUGACUUUAGGGAAGCCACGCCACAGUAGGCAUUCUGCCCUUUUUCAAACACAGGUGUGGUUUCGACAACUUUAAACCACUGUUCAAGUCAUGUGCAACUCUGUACCGAAGCUCCUUCUCAAUGCGGUCCUGCAUGCACCAGGGAUUGUGACAUACGACCACUGUGAGAACAUGCUUGACUGUUGCCAAAAGCAUGAAGGUCCUGUUUCGUAGCAUUUUUUUCCGCCAGUGUACAUGAAAGGUGUCUGUUUUUGAAAAAUAGUAUUCUUACUUUUCUAAAGGUUUUGUACUUUCUUCCCAGACAUUGCCAGUUAUUGCUUCAGUUCAGUGCAUUUGUUUUCCUUGCUAUAUACAAAGAAGUUAGGAUUUUGUUACUCAGAUGAAACGUGUUUACACAUAGCAGUUAGGAUUUUGUUACUCAGAUGAAACAUCUUUAUACGGUAUGUGUUUGUGAGUGGAAGGGGUCUGAGUGAUGGGCCUCUGGAUCGGAAAGUGGGUCAGUGCUGCUCAGAGGUAAGCACUCCUGCAAACCUUCCACACACGGCAUGGUUUUAUCUUGCUGCCACCUCAUCCUGCUGUAUGUGGUUUCUAAUACAAUUUAUUAUUUCAGGGAAAUGAAAUUAUUUAUGUAUUUAUUCACUUGUUUUUAUAUUUAUAUGUUGUUACUCUCUGCGUCUUAACCCUGACUAGCUGUUAAGGUGUGGCUGAUCUCAUGUUUUCUUCAUGUAGGUUUUUUAAAAAGGGCGACACCGGCAUAUCAUGGGAACAGGCUCUGUGGAAGUUCAAAACAAAUAUUUGCACACUGUAUGUCAACAGAGCUGACAACAGUGUUGACAGCAGGAAAUAUCUCAGCAUAUGGUAGGCUUAUUUCUGUUGUAAAUGUUGUGCAAGAGCUGAUUGUGUUCACAGGAGCGACAGCGUCGCAGAAUUGUCAUCAGCUAAUUUUAACCAACCCUGUUUACUUAGCCUAUUGCAUUUUAAAUAGGCGUAUCAUUAGUUCCUUCUUAAUGAUUUGGUUUUUCUGCAGGGCAAAGUCUUCUUGUUAGGUGGUUGGCAUGUGAGUCUUGACUUUUUGGGUUCCAUGAGGUGGCUGUGGUGCAUCAUUCAUUUUAAAAUUAAUUCCCACUGAGUCACUGAAUUUUUGGACCAAAUGGUACAUAACAAUGUGUGUGAAUCAAACUUAAGAAUUUCAUGCUCCAAUUCUCAAAUGGCCAGAGAGAACACUAUAUUUAAAAAUGCACCUUUGAAGAGAAGUUGAGGAUUUAAUACCCUGUGAUGUGUUGAUACUUCGAGGAUAUAUUGAGGUGACAUCAAUUGAAUAUUAAUUAAAUGAUCUCUGACUAUGGCACAGGCUUUGCUAGUUCAGCUAGGCUGAUGGAGCUGAGUUUUGAUGCCAAGUAAAGAUGUAGCGAGUUAUUUUUUGCAAAAACUGCAAAAAGUUUUUCUUGUGUCAUCAUGUCAAACAGCAUUGUAACAUCCAAAAACCUGACAUAUUGUGCCUUAGAGGAGGGGUAUCUUUAAUUAUUUUAGGUUUAUGAGAUUAAUCUGUCUUUUUUUUUUUUUUUACCUUGUUAUCCCAUGAAUUGUAGUUUCAGAAAUUAUCUCUGCUUUAGAUGCUUUAGAUUUUGUUUUACACAAAUUCUGAUUGGCUGCCAAACUGGAGGAGAGUUCAGUGCUCAAUAUUAAACAAGUGUGUGGAGGUCUACUGACAGAACUGUACCUGAGGUUUGAUUCACUGACUCUGUGCUGAUGGACACGAAUCAGCUUUUUUUUUUUUUUGCUUUUUUUUUUUUUUUUACUGUUUUGGCUUUGCUCCUCACAGGUUGGACAACUGUCACUUGUAUGUCCUGUGGUCAGAUGUUCCAAUUUGAAUACUGUUCAUGAGAACCUCUGUUUCCUCUGAAUGGGCUGCAUUGUCUAACCAUGUGACGCCAUUUUCCGAAGAACAGAUACCACAGAUAUACAAAAUUAUACAGGGCUUCCAGUUUAUCAGGUCUCAAGUUUAAAACGUGCAAGUUAUCACACAGUGAAUGAAAUCACCCAGAAAGAGUUUGCAUCUGGAAAUACCUGCUGUCCAUUACACUUUGUUUUUCUUUUUUUUUUUUUGCUGCUGCAGACAAAUCAUCUUUUAUGGUCAUGGCUAACAUAUAUUUAUCAAAUGAGCAGCUUUUUAUAGGAUACACACAUAUCUAUAUAAACCUCCAUAGGAAAACAAUAACACUUUAUAUCAUGUGUAACAGUGGACUGCAUCUUAGAACAGCAACUACUGAACAUAUUCAUUUAUCACCUCAUGAAAUGUUGAUUUAUUGUGAAACACUAGCGUAUAAUUAAAAAAAUAAACUCAAAAUUGUAGCACACAGCGCUAUGUCAGCAUUAUAGACCCUGGAUGGCUGUAUCUGAACUGGAAGAGUCACACGGGAAAGACUUUACCACCAGAUGGCUCAUUGGGCUAAAAUUGCAGGUUCAAAGAGAAUGAAAAUGUGUAACCUACCUCGGGUUUGCUGUGUCAAAUUUUCCAUGUUUAGAUUUCAAUGCUUUUCUGAUGAAAAGUUAAAAAUGGUUCCAGAUGCCUAAAAUGAUGUGAACUUACUGCCAUAAAUUACUCUAUGUAUGCACUUCUGUCUCAUGUCACUCCACAUUUAUCUUGAGUUUUCCAGAUGACAUGCAGUUAAUUAAUCUUUGGGGUAAAAAAACAAGUGAAAAACUGAAACAAAAGGAGUUCGACUUUGUAACUGAGCAAUGAGUCGAGGCACAGAAGAAAGAAAGUGAAUAUUUUGUCAUAAUUGUUAUCUGACUGUUUUGACUUUCAGAUAAAGGUGCAUUGUGUGUCAUGGGAAAAGUCCCACGACCGGCUUGAAAUGAGAUCUGCUGAGGAACAUCCUGAACCAAGUAUUACCAUCAGUUAGUGCCAGAAAGACUGUAAACCUUUAACUUUUAUCAUCCUUGCAGAAACAUUCAAUCUGCCAUAAGGUGUGGUGAAUUCACUAGCUGGGAAUUGCAUCACACCCUGAAAGUGCUUUGUCCUACAGUGGCAGUUUACAUCUGCCUUUCAUCACAAACCUGUAAGGACACUGGUGGAAGUGCUAGACAUGACUCACAUCUUGUGUCUGUUUUUGUUUUUGUUUUUUUUUUCUAAUCUCCAUAGUGACACGCAACUCUGGGGCAUGUUAUGUCUCCCUUUCAGUAUUUAUCCAGUUGGAUUGGACGUCUCCAUUUUAAUUCUUUCUAAUUGCCUUUAGCGUUAAUCCCCCCCAUCACUUCACACACAUGCUGGUACAUGCAGGUUGCAGUUAAUCAGCCCUUAGAAUUCCAAUUAAGAUUAAAUAUUUGUUAUACACCCUUACUUAAUAGUCCAAUGCAGUACAGUGUCAUUGUGGGACCUUUCCUCGCUUUCUUUUAUUCUCUGUGCAGGCCAGAACCUGUAACUUCUGUUCUGUUUGUACACAGUGUACCUGUGUAUGACCACACAGGUACACAGUGUACCUGUGUGGUCAUACAGUAUGUCACCACACUGAUGCCUUACUCUUGUUUUACCUGCGAACACUGCUGUAGGUCAUGUUGCCCUUUCAUUCAUCACUUCUACUGUAAAUGAACCCAGUGCCAAAUCAUGAAGGCAUCAUUUUAUUCCAGCCUACAGCAAAAAAAAAAAAAGAUUAUACUGGCAUCUAUUAACACAAUUAGACAGGUAUCUAACAAUGGAUCUCUUUUAUGAUGAAAGACAUCCACACACGCACACGCACACACACGCACACGCACACGCACACGCAGCCAGAAAUCCCAUGUUUCCACAUACUGUGUGAAUUGUGUGUUUAGCAGGAGUUGCUAAGCCUUUAGUCCUUUUUUUCAAAGGACAGACUCACGACAUGAAAACUUAAUCUGGUAAUGAAAACACUGUAACUUUAAGAUUCCCUCUUGAUUUGUUCUAACUCCUUGACUCCGGAAGGCUUUUAUUAACUUUGGCUGAACUUAAUGAAGUAGUUUUUUAUUUACAUUAAUUGUCCCUCAUCACUUACACUGGAAUCCUAUCAAACUUCUGGGCCGAUAUGAACUGGAGGAAUGAUUGCAGAGACUGAUAAUUCUAUCAUGUGAGUGCUGUUUGAAGAAAAAAGGAGAAUCUAUCCUUUAAAAGGUUUGCUCUGCUUGGAGGAGGUUGAAAUUGUACAGUAUGCCAAACUCCUGUUGGUCAAAAGUUGUAGCCGAUUGUCAUUUUUUAAACAUUAAUGGGUUUGUUGUCUUUUGUGAACAUAGUGUUUUACCUCAAGAACACUUCUGUCCAGUUCUUUAUUAUUAAACUAAUAAAUUAAAACGAAUAAACAGGUCGACGGAAGGUAUUUAAUGAGACCUGUGCGUGCUUUGGAAGAAAAGCAAAGUGCAAAAUGUUUUUCUUUUCAGUUUUACGGGACACUCCCUUUAUAGCUCACUUGCAACAAAGGUUAAUGAACGUUCAGAAAUGUCUGCAUUGUGGAGACAAGUGGGGCAUCAUUUUCUACAAAUAGUGGUGCUGAUUCAUAUUUCGCAACGUAUAUGUGAUAAAUCAUUGCACUAACUACAUCUGUAUCUGUUACUGGUUCAUGUGCCACAACAGAUAUCAAGAAUUUAGCUUGUUAUGAUUUAACACUCAUCAUUUCAUCCAAAGAAAACAGUGAAAGUGAGUUAUGUCUAAAUACUACACUGCUGAGAAAAUUCAAACUCAUGUCCACGAGCUUUUUGUACUUUAAGUCAUGCAUGCAAGAAUACUGAAUGACUGAACCUGUACAUAUCAUCUGUAUAAAUUCCAGGGUUUUCUUAAAAAACAAACUUGGUCAAUAUAAAAUAAA